Molecule: messenger RNA, 1441 nt
Organism: Punica granatum (pomegranate)
Lineage: Eukaryota; Viridiplantae; Streptophyta; Magnoliopsida; Myrtales; Lythraceae
Source: RefSeq, a predicted model, not a curated record
UCUACCUAAACGUCCUUCCCCGUCUUUCAUUGACAAACAAUAUUAAAACAUUUACUUACACCUAUAAAUAUACAAAUCUUCAUCCAUUGCCACACACAGAGCUGAUGGAGGCAACUGAUCCAGAUCAUAUAGUGAUUGUUGGAGCUGGCAUUGCUGGCCUCACCACGGCCCUCGGUCUCCACAGGUUGGGAAUCAGAAGUUUGGUGUUAGAGUCGUCUGACCAGUUGAGGACCACUGGGUUCGCGUUAUCGAUAUGGCCGAACGCUUGGAAAGCUUUGGAUGCUCUCAGCAUCGGAGACUCGCUCCGUCGGGACCAUCGUUCGCUCCUUGGGUUGAGGACAAUUUCCACAAUUUCAGGACUGCAGACUGCCCAGAGACAAUUCAGUGUCAAAGGAAGAGCACAAGAGGAGUUUGAGGUGAGGUGCGUGCAGAGGAAGAAUUUGUUGGGAACUCUCGAGAGGGAGCUCCCAAAAGGCACUAUAAGGUAUUCCUCGAAGGUGGUCUCCAUCGAGGAGUCGGGACCCCUGAAGCUGGUCCACCUCGCCGAUGGGUCUGUCCUCAAGGCCAAGGUGUUGAUUGGGAGUGACGGAGUGAACUCAGUCGUGGCGAAAUGGCUCGGGCUCAAGAACCCAGCUUUUUUGGGCAGGGCAUCGAUCAGGGGCGUCUUGAACUACAACCAAGCCCACGGGUUAGAGCCCAGAGUCACACGGUGCUUUGGAAAAGGAGUGAGGCUCGGUUUCAUCCCCUAUGAUGAUAUAUCUGUGUAUUGGUUUUUCACUUGGUAUCCUUCUCCACAAGAUAAGAACAUAGCGGAUGAUCCCAUAGAGAUGAAGCAGUUUUUGCUCAGCAAGCUCGGCAAUGUCCCCGACCAGGUGAGGGAAGUGUACGAGAGGACUGAACUCGAGAACAUGAUAAUGACUGCGCUGAGAUACAGGCACCCGUGGGAGUUGGCAUGGGGAAACAUAAGCAAGGGCAAUGUCUGUGUAGCAGGGGAUGCAUUCCACCCGAUGACCCCUGAUCUCGGGCAGGGAGGCUGCGCUGCCCUUGAAGACGGGGUCGUCUUGGCAAGAUGUCUCGGUCAAGCCCUGAGAAACAACAACGAUGACGGCUAAGCGAGCAUGGAACAAGAGAGGGCGAGGAUCGAGACGGGUCUGAAGAACUAUGCCAGGGAGAGGAGGUGGAGGGGAGUCAAGCUCGUAUCUACAGCGUUUAUGAUGGGUUACAUUCAGCAGAGCAACGGGAAGGUGCUGACUUUCCUGAGGGAUCGAGUUUUGGCCACCUUUUUAGCCGGAAGGACCAUGGAUUUUGCUAGUUUCGACUGUGGAAAGCUGAGCAGUUCUUAGAUUCUGCAAUUUCCCGUUUCCGUAAUUUAACAUGGGUAAUGAAUGAAGCAAUGCAGCAUUUCUCUAUUAAUCAACAGAAUGCAGAUCAUCCCCGCAGA